CCAACAUUGCAAUUGUGACUGAAGCUCAGAAUACUGUCAUAAAAACAUGAGUGCAAAGACAGUACAGAGAUUACUGCAGUACAGAGAGGAUCAAUUAACCCUUGAAUCAGACCCAGUCCCAAUGACAAAUGUAUUAUAUUUAGGAUUGGAAACUUUCUUUAGAGGGAUAGUUCACACAUUUAAAAAAAAUAAAAAAUAAAAAAUCCUGUCAUCAACCUCACACUCACAUAUCAUUUUAAAACUCUAUGUAUUUCUUCUGUGGAACACAAAAGUAGAUUCUGUGCUAAGAGUAUUGUUAAUGGGGACAUAUGAUGUAAUAUAAAUCUCUGGUGUCCCCGGAAUGUGUCUGUGAAGUUUCAGCUCAAAAUACCCCCAAAUAGGGGCAAAUUUGGCAAGCUGUAAUAAAUGAUCUGGAGGGUGAGCAAAAACACGCUGUUUUUGUGUGUGUCCCUUUAAAUGCAAAUGAGCUGCGGCUCCCCACACCCCUUCCAGAAGAGGGCGGAAUCCUUUACACAAGCUUCGCAUACUCCGUCAACAAAACAGACCUUUGUGAAUGACUUGAGAAUUCCAGACCAAACAUACAUAACCCUCAAGCUGUCGGACAUUGUUCGUUUUGGAUAUGAUUCACAUGUGUAUAUUCUUGAAAAGAGUCAACAUAAAGUCCCUGAAGAGGCCCUCAAGCAUGAGAAGUACACCAGUCAGCUGCAGAUGGGCAUAAAAUCUGCAGAGGGCAAGCAACAGAACCUGCAGGAAGAAAGGUCCAAAUUAGAGCGUUCUGAACGCAAGAGUCUCACAGAGUCCCCUGUACCCCGGCCAACACCAUUGUAUGGCCAGCCAUCAUGGUGGGGUGAGGAGGACUCCGGGAGCAAGGGAGGACACAAUGAAGUACGAAGGUCAGGUGACAAUCAUUCAGAGAUCACAAAGGAGGCCCCGACAGCUGAGGAUGAAUUUAACGUCUCUGUUCAAGAGAUCCGUGACAGCCAGGCCAAGUCAACCUAUCUAUACCACCGAGAGCCCAGCUAUUUUGAAAUUCCAACAAAGGAGUUCCAUAUGCAUCCCAAGUCCCCAGAGACGGAUUUGAUCGACAUCCCAACCAAAGACACCAACGUUCCUCUGAUUUCUACACCUCCAGUUGUCCAAAGUCAUGCUUCUUUUACUAUCGAGUUUGAUGACUGCAUGCCAGGCAAGAUUAAAAUCAAGGAUCAUGUGACCAAGUUCUCCUCUCGUCAGCGUAGCAAGCAGCAGCCAAGUAAUUCUUUAGUAGCCACACCCACAGAGGUUCUGUCAGCUGAGAGCAAGGUGGCUGAUUGGCUUGUGCAGAGUGAUGUUAGCAUGAUGUGCAGGCGGUCACCCUGUGAGGAUGUGUACAGCACUAAGAGUGACUUAGCAAUGCAUAUUCGGACACUCAAAGGACACCAUCAUGAAGAUGGAACACAGAGUGAUUCAGAAGACCCUGUAAUGAAAGGAAAACGCAGCAAGUCACAUCAUUCCGUGCAAUCCCAAUCAUCAGUACAGUCACACCAGUCAGCUCAAUCAAAGACAUCCGAACCAUCAGAAUCAGUUCUGUCCCAGCAGUCAAUACCAAAAACUCAUCAUCCUCAGUCAGUCUCGCCACACAAACACCAUCAAAGCGAUCUUGAUGAAAGUGAGGCUCAUCCUGUACAAGAAGCCUCCUCUCCUCCCCAGACAGAGGUUAAGCCAAUUCACACUGAGCCUCACACCCAGCAGGCCUUCAUUAUUGAGUUCUUUGAUGAUAAUCCAAGAAAGAAGCGGUCACAGUCCUUUACCCACAACUCUGCACAUGCUGAUUCCUACUCUGCAUUGAAGGCCAAACUAGAGAGACGCAAAGGUCUGGCUCAUGGGGAAAGGCCAGCCUCUGUGCAUGGCCAUGUUCCUCCAACACAGCAAAUCACUGUUCCAUUGAAAGGUUCAAGCCAUGGAGGUUCACAGCGGUCAAGCUCACUGAAGAGAGAGAAGACAGAAGACAAUGGGACCAGCACAUCUUUAUUAGGGACCUCGUCUCGCUCUUCACCAGCUAUCUCCAUUAAGCCUUUUGGGAGUGUGGGCAAGAAGUCCAAUCUUGCUCAGGAAUUUACUGCAGAGUUCUUGAAGGAUACAGGAAAGACUUCCCCACCUCCCAUGUCUGCCCCACCUGUGAUGAUGUCCCCAUCACACACUCUUUUACCCUCCCCAGCAGAACCCUCUGGACCCUCAUCUGUGUCGUAUCCGUCUUCUCCUUCUCAGCUACCUGCAUUAUCCCAGUCUUUUCUUCCAGUAUCCUCCCCUGUCUCUGUCCCUUCUCAAGCCCCUGGAAGGGGUCCAGUUUCUAGUGCCUCCCCAAUCUGCUCAGCUGGGUCAUCUGUGCCCCAGUUUUCACCACGAUUAUUUAGUGGUGUUGAAACCAAGGGCUCAAGGGCGACCCGAACUGAGGAGGAGGACAGUCUGAGUGAUGCUGGUACCUACACAAUUGAGACAGAGUCACAAGAUAAGGAAGUGGAGGAAGCUAGAAGUAUGAUUGACCAGGUGUUUGGUGUUUUAGAUGCACCAGAAUACAGUGGUCAGACUGUUGGAGUUUAUAGGCCUGUGAUUGAUGAUGGUAAAGAUGAGCAACUAUUCUUUAGUCAUAGCCACAGUAUGGCAGCUGAUGUAAUGUCGACAUCAUCACAGGGCCAUGGUGGAGACCAAGUCAUCUCACUGCAGGCACAUCCAGGUGUAGGAGGGCCUAAAUGGGUCUCACGCUGGGCCAGCCUAGCAGACACUUAUAGUGAUCCUGGGGCUACACAAGGAUCUAUGGGAAUUCCACCCCAAAGUGGGCCUGCAGACAGAGAUGAUAGAGUGACAUUAAUGAUUAGUCAAAGCUCAGAUAUCUCAGAAUCAGAGGGCAGUCAAGGUUCCAGGACCAGACGGCUACUUCCUCAGGUUCCACCAGGAGAAAAACUGGAGAACACGACCCCUAGUAUCUUGAUCCGGCAUGAAACAAACGUGGACCAUGAACCACCAGAGAAAGGUUCUAGAGAACCACAGCAGAAGGACUGCACUCAGAGGCUUCGUGUCCAAGAUGACGUGGACCCAGACAGUUUGAGUGACACCAGCCGUUCAGAUGACAGCUCUAUCCUUGAUAGGAGUGGAAGGAGCCAAGGAAAGAGAGAAACUUCAACACCCUCACCUUCUGAAAAUGUAAACCAUUCUAGAGGGUUAAGAGAGAUGCCACCACCCACUCCCAAACCCACCUCAUUUUAUAUUGGUUCUGAAGAUGGUUCAUGCAAGUCAGAUGCGUCCAAAAGUCCAAUUCUUUCACAGCCAGAGAGAGACUACUCUCCUAAGAUGCCUCCAACCACUGUCUUGAUACGACAUUUGAGUGGCCAUGAGUCUAGGCGUCCAGUGAAGCCCAACUCAUCGGCCCCGAACCUUCAGGCGGAUAACAGGGAUGUAGUGCCCACCAAAGAGACCUCAACCUCAUUUGUUCGGCAGGAGAGUUUUACCAAAGAUAGGCCAAGUGACAACAUUCAAGUCAAGAAAUUACCACAUAUCUCUAGUCAUCCUGCUUUGAGAAGCUUGGAUACAGAGGAAACUGUCCAAAGUACAUUUCCCUUUCCUAAGGAAGCAGAGAAAUCUUUGGCAUCACCAGAAGAGAAGGUACCUGGAUCUAGUCAACGUUUAAAAACGGGAAGCUCCCCUGCACAAGAGGACUCCCUGUCUGGUGAUUCAGAUGUUGAUACCGCCAGUACUGUAAGCAUGGUCAGCAGUAAAAAUGCUCCUGUCAGUGCACUUAAGAAGCGCACAUCUGCAAGUGACCUGCGUAAGGAGAAAUUAUCUUCCGGUUUACCUGCACAAGACAAAGCACGGCAACCUACAGCCCGUGAACGGCUAUCAGAAAAACGCAGAAAUCAUGCCUCAGCAGAUAAUACCAGUAAAGCUGAAAUGAGUCGUCGGCUCCAACUUCGUCGCAGUGCUGGUAACCGUGGUUCUUUAGACCUUUCAGAUAAUCAGCAUGGUCAACAGCUGUGGCUGGAAGCUGCUGCUUCUGACCAUGAGUCAAGUUCACGGGCCAACAACCGCAAAAAACUCACUGCACCCCUGCAGAAGGAGGAACCCAAUAAGGUGACCAAAGGAAGCCAUCAGAUACUGACCCGAUCCAAUAGCCUUUCAGCCCCAAGACCAACCCGUGCCUCCAUGCUCCGCCGAGCUCGACUAGGUGAGGCCUCAGACAAUGAGGGUGCAGAGACGGACCAUGCAUCUCAAAGCUCCGACCACAGUAAGACUCCUGCUGAAAGCAAGAAACUCUCAAGGCUGGACAUUCUUGCCAUGCCUCGGAAACGCACUAGAUCCUUCACUGUUCCAAGUGACAAUGAGUCCACCUCAAGCAAGCAUGGCAUUUCCAACCGUCCUACAGAGGCGAGUAGCAGUGUGAGGAAAGGGGCUUCAAGUGAGGUGAGGCAGGCAACCAGCAAAGGGACUGCAUCAGUAGGGAAAUAUUCCUCCACUCGUACCCGCUCUAACCAAGUUAAACACAGUAGCACAGCUGGUUCCCACCGUAGACAAAAGGAUUCAGACUAUUCCUCUACCUCAGAGGAGGAGUUUGAGACCAAUUCCAACUCUAAGCAAAAACGCUCCCAUGCCUCAGCUUCAACUCAGACACAGACACCACAGAAGACUGUUCAGAUGAGGCUAAAAUGUGGCUCUUUGGAAACGGAAGAGGACGAAACUCAGAAUGAACACUUCCAGAAUUGGUCUACUCAUAGUGCAGAGAUUGCCAGGCUGAGUCAAGACCUGGCCAAAGAUCUUGCCAUUCUUGCACGUGAAAUCCAUGAUGUAGCAGGGGAUGGUGACUCCCAGGCAUCCUCAGGCAUAGGAGCUACCACUUCCCCAAGCUCCAUGCCAAAUACCCCUGCAUCUACUAUCUCGACCAGAGAGGAGAGACCAUUUGCAUCAUUACAGAGGUUCCUGUUACCUCAGCUGGUACAGCAUAUACCCGAGGCAAGUCUGAACUAUCAAAAGGUUCCUCCAGGCUCAACUAGUCCAAUAGACCAGGACUCAAAUAUGAACGACCAUGACAGUUCCAGACGGCGUCCCUGGAACCGUGAAGAGGUAAUUCUGGACAAUCUCAUGUUGAACCCAGUCUCCCAGCUCUCCCAGGCUAUCAGAGAGAACACGGAGCAACUAGCAGAGAAAAUGAAAGUUUUGUUUCAUAACAAGACUGAAGUCUGGGAGGAAAUAGAAGCAAAAAUCAACGCUGAAAACGAGGUUCCCAUCCUUAAGACAUCUAAUAAGGAAAUCUCAUCUAUUCUCCAAGAACUGCGACGAGUCCAGAGACAACUUGAGGUGAUCAACACUAUUGUUGAGCCUGGAGGAAUCCUAAAGUUGCCCCCUAUGGCAGCUUCUUCCAGGGGAAAGACCAAAUCUGCUUCCAAGGAGUUUACUGGCCCCACUUCCUCUAAUACCAAUGCAAGUGCAAAGCGAGGUCCCAGAGGGCCUGAGGGAGGGCGAUAUGUAGUAUAAGCAUAGUAAACAUCUGCACAUCUCUUUGGAGACUGCCAUAUUCAUGGCGUAUUUGUAAAGUAUUGUGAGACUAUCUGUGGUGCAAAUAUGCGUCAUAUGCUUUCUCUAAGACUGCAGACACACUUCACAAGUUAAAGUAGGUUGUAAACAUUCUUUUCAACAAUUGUAAUCAGUGGCUUGCUUGAACGAUUGUCCGUAUGCCAUGUUGUCAUUCAUGAUUGAGUGAAUGCGUGGGUAUUGUGUUGCCGUCUGUUUCCAUGUUCACUGUCAAUCAUGAAAUGCACUUGGCUGCUACAAAUCUACAGCAUGGAAAAAAAGGGUGAAUACACAAUACCUAGUACUUGCCUUCAACAAAGGCAUAGCCAUUAGCUUGCUUUGGAAAAAAAAAAAAAAAAAAAAAAAAAUUCAGUUUUAAAAUAUAAUGCUAUCAAAGUUAUUAAUUGAAUAUUGCUGCUUCUGAGAAUAUGGCUACUGUUGAUUUCCCAGAUAUAGCAAGUUAAAAUAAUGUUAAUAGUUAUCAAAAAAUAUCAAACUCUAGCAUAAAUGUUUAAGUACGGUGACUGGGAGGGAAAAUGUUCGGUUCACUUUUGUAGUAGCCACGAGAUCCUUUUCUCGUGGCCACGAGCGCCUUUUUAAAAAAAAAAAAAAAAAAAAAAAAAAAACACAGCAACAAUUUAAAAGUAACCCAAUUCCACAGGAAAACCGCAGACUUGGUAACAUUGCGGUUAUUGGCCCAAAUUUCAUUAUUCAAGUUCAAUUUCAAUUAAUUUGGUUAUAUACAUGGAUAUAUAGGCCAGUACAUGUUAAUAAAAACUUUCUCAGCUAAUGUUCAGUCGUUCAAUCAACUCGUGUUCAUAUGUAGCGGCCUCAAUAUGCUAUGGCGUUCCCACAAAUCAGUAUCUCACGGCCAGGAAAAAACUAAGUGAACCAAACAAGUGUCCUCCUGGUCACCGUAGUUUUGCAAAUACACCACAUAUGUCUGGAGUGUUAAGGGUGUUUAAGUUUAUGCGUGUAAGCGACUGCUAGAUUUAUAAUAGUAUCGUGUGAUGCUGUGAACUGUUGUUGCUGUGUUACAGGUGUAAACUUGAGAAACGGGUUACCUUCACCCUGCCCCACUAUAUUAUAUGCUUUUAUGAUUGUAUGCAACAUGUGAUUGUUUUUAAUUUGGGAUGACAAAGAGCUAUCAUUAGUGAGAACAGCUGGAUGUAUCAGGCUAUCACUCCCAUGUUUACAUUAGCCGUGUAUUUACAUUAGCCGUGUCUCAUAUUCUAUGUAUUUGUGAUUUUUGAAUGUUUUAAAAGCAUCAAAAUGAUGUUUAAAUAUCCUGAAUGAGAUCCACAACAAUAAUGUCACAGUAAUAUUCAAUUUAGGAAAUUGUAAGGUGAAUUCAGGUUGAUUGGGACACUUUUUGCCAUUGAAAUGAAUCAAUGGCAAAAUCACCCUGAAUUCACCCUACAUUUUAGUAAGGUAAGAUGCUCAGCCAGGUUCUCCAGGAAAAGUACUUGACCAUUCUAACCAUUGGGUUAGAGUUAAAAUGAGACCUUUGGGGUAAGAUGCCCACCUGAAUUCACCUAGAGUGGGAUGUUGUUACUAGUAUGUAUGUAUGUAUGUAUGUAUGUAUGUAUGUAUUUAUUUAUUUAUUUACUUAAUACUUACUGAAUAGCAACCCCAUAAAUUACAAUAAUUCCAAUUAGAUGUACAUGUCAGAUGUUUUUCAAUAAAACCCAUAGCCUUAUUGAGUGAAAUUAUUACAUUUGAGUUCAGUGUUACUAUUAUGACAUAUCUUCAAUUAAAAUAUGGCCAAUUAAAUAUGUAAAUAUUCAUAUGCCUGUAUAUAAAUCAUGGAAUAAAUUUACCAGUUUUAGAUUAAUCUCUUUUAACUGGGAUUCUGUUAUAAGUUAUUAUAUAUUAAGUGUCAUAAGUUGUUCAGUUGUUCAACAAAAUAAUGCACAAUUUUAAACAGAAUAGUUGAUUUUGUAUUUUACAAUAAUGACACUUAAAAUGACACCAAUAAUAAGGUUGAUAUCAUUUAUACAUUAAUAGUUUCCCCAGGUAGGGGCCAUCUUACCCUAAUAAGGCCUCUUCGAAUAAUUUUACAUGUGCUAUAACAACUAAAUUAGCAAAUGUUUCUAUUUAUUUCAUUUAAGACAUUGGCUGAUGCAUUAUCAUACUGCACGUUAAACUUAUAUCUAAAUGUUACAAUUUAAAAGUUAAUGCACAUUGUUCUUAAGGGGAGGGGGCAUCUUCCCCCAACUCUUCUAGUUUGAGACAACAAAGUUCUGAUGACAACAACGUGAAUGUGCAGUGAACCAUACAACUACUGUACAUACAGUACAAAACAUCUGUCUACCAGCAUCCCAUCAACACAUUGCAUUAUAUAGUAAAUAAUGCCAUGUUAGUACUGAGUUGUAUUUGCUUUGUCUGUAAUUGUGAUCUUCCGUUAGAGCAUUUCUAAUUUUUUUUUUUACCAUUCGACGUUUAAAAAGGCUCUAUAAGUCAGUCUUGAAAAAAUGUUUCUGCACUAAGAAAUGAUUGUAUACAGUAGAUUUGUUUAAUGUUUUAACAGCUCACCAUCGUUUGCUUUAGUUUCUUUUUUUACCUGAGUGUUAUGAAUGGUUUGAUGUAUGCAAAUGAAAUAAUUCUUUUGGAAUUAUUGCAUGUGUGCCAUAUGUAAUCUGGCUUUGCCACUGAUGCUAGUAGAACUUCCAAACUCGUAACUAACAGCAACAGCAAUUAUCUUGUGACGACACAGGUUCGACAUCCAUGUUUCAUUUCAUAUGACUCAUACAUCUACAUUAUUUAAAUCAACUUGAAUCAAAACAUCCUGGGAUGAGCUCAAAUCCAGCUUUUGCUAACAUUUUAUUUGCUUCUCCACCUUUGCUUUUAUUAUAAACAUUGUAAUGUUAUGUAAAUUCACUUUAAGUUUUAACAGAUGUCACUGAUAUCAUUGUAUGAACCAUCCAAAGUGUAUUACAAUUUUCAUCUAAUUUGUAAUAAAUUUAUUUAAGCCAUUAA
Ctenopharyngodon idella (grass carp) is the source of this 8514-nucleotide messenger RNA. It is a transcript of the gene cep170bb, whose product is annotated as centrosomal protein 170Bb. Bases 457 to 5499 code for a protein of 1680 amino acids. The transcript has 18 exons. Gene Ontology annotation, molecular function: protein binding. Lineage: Eukaryota; Metazoa; Chordata; Actinopteri; Cypriniformes; Xenocyprididae. The record is from RefSeq and is a predicted model, not a curated record.